AUGGCCAUGGACUGGCAGAGCGAGGGCCUAAACACCCAGCCGGCGCCCCUUGAGAUCGUCAACCCGCAACCCGGCCAGCAGCACACACACACCGUCAUCUUCCUCCACGGCCGCGGCGACACGGCCCCAGACUUCGCACGGAGCAUCAGGUACAUGGCCUGGAGCAACUCAAAGCGCCAAACAGCAAUAGACGUCCUGCCGACCUUCCGUUGGGUCUUCCCCGACGCCGGCCAGAAGCCAUGCGCCAGGCCCGGCAUGCCGCCCUGCAUGAGCCAGUGGUUCGACGUCUGGGACCACCUCAAACUCCAGGACCACGAGGAGCUGCAGGCACCAGGGCUGCGGGAGAGCGCCGACCGCAUCAGGAAGCUGAUCGCGGACGAGGCGGCGAGGCUGGGCGGCAGGUACGACAAGAUUGUCCUCAUGGGUAUCUCCCAAGGCGGCGCUACAAGCAUUCACACGCUGCUGAACCUGGGGCUGCCGGAGGCUUAUUCCGGACCGAAGCGGCUUGGGGCCUUUGUUGGUGUGGCUUGCCGGAUGCCGUUCCCGGGCCGCAAUCUCAAUGACACGCGGAAGAUCCUUGAUUUGGAGGGAACGCCUAGUGACGAGCUGCUUUUGAACACGCCUGUUCUCCUGGAGCACUGCGUGGACGAUCCGACUGUUAUGUUCGCGGGCGGGAAGCAGUUGAGGCAGCAGCUUGAGGGUUAUGGAGCAUCGGUUGCCUGGAGGGAGUACCCGGAAGGUGGGCACUGGUUUAAGUCACCGGAGGGAUUGGAUGAUCUCAUUGAGUUCUUUUCUAAGGUGCUCCAUAGAAAUUAG
Molecule: messenger RNA, 816 nt
Organism: Diaporthe citri
Lineage: Eukaryota; Fungi; Ascomycota; Sordariomycetes; Diaporthales; Diaporthaceae
Exons: 1
Coding region: 1-816 (271 amino acids)
Biological process (GO): protein depalmitoylation
Cellular component (GO): cytoplasm
Molecular function (GO): palmitoyl-(protein) hydrolase activity; carboxylic ester hydrolase activity
Source: RefSeq, a predicted model, not a curated record